Molecule: messenger RNA, 468 nt
Organism: Lodderomyces jiufengensis
Lineage: Eukaryota; Fungi; Ascomycota; Pichiomycetes; Serinales; Debaryomycetaceae
Exons: 1
Coding region: 1-468 (155 amino acids)
Source: RefSeq, a predicted model, not a curated record
AUGACAACAGUUGAAACUCAUAUUAUUAUUCAAGCUCCAAUUGAGAAAGUAAGAUCAAUAUUUCGUGAUUAUAAAUCAUAUUCAAAAUGGAAUCCAUUUUUUGUAAGUUUCCAAAAAUAUACAAAUAAACAAGUACAAGAUUUAAAUCAAGGUGAUGAAUUACAAAUUGAUAUAAAAUUAAAAGGUAUGAAUCAUACAAGCACAAUUUAUCCUAAAAUUUUAAAAUCUGAAGAAAAUUUAAUAGAAUGGAAAGGGAUUAUGUUAAAUGAAUGGAUUUUUACAGGUAUUCAUAAAUUUGAAUUAAAACUGAUUGAUAAUAAUACAAGAACUGUUUUUAGUCAACUGGAACAAUUUAGUGGGUUAUUGGUAAUUAUCUUUAAAUUAUUUGGUUUAUAUAAUAAAACUCAAGAAUCUUUUAUUGAAUUUAAUGAAGCUUUAAAAGAUCAAGCUGAAAACAAUCAAGAUUGA